Molecule: messenger RNA, 1144 nt
Organism: Arabidopsis arenosa
Lineage: Eukaryota; Viridiplantae; Streptophyta; Magnoliopsida; Brassicales; Brassicaceae
Source: the annotation of a GenBank genome assembly
AUCCACCACACUCAGAGAAGAAAAAAACAAAACCAAAGCUUUUCAAUUUCUCUAUAGAGAGAUCGAAUCGAGUCAAAGAUAAUGGAAGGCAAAGAAGAAGACGUUAGAGUUGGAGCUAACAAGUUCCCGGAGAGACAACCAAUCGGAACAUCAGCUCAGAGUGACAAGGACUACAAUGAACCACCCCCGGCUCCGUUUUUCGAGCCUGGUGAGCUUUCUUCAUGGUCCUUUUGGAGAGCUGGGAUCGCUGAGUUCAUCGCUACUUUCCUCUUCCUCUACAUCACUGUUUUGACUGUUAUGGGAGUUAAAAGGUCACCCAAUAUGUGUGCUUCCGUCGGAAUCCAAGGAAUCGCUUGGGCUUUUGGUGGUAUGAUCUUUGCCUUAGUCUACUGCACCGCUGGUAUCUCCGGUGGACACAUCAACCCGGCGGUUACUUUUGGUCUGUUCUUAGCCAGGAAGCUGUCGCUUACCAGAGCUCUGUACUACAUAGUGAUGCAGUGCUUGGGAGCAAUCUGUGGUGCUGGUGUGGUCAAAGGGUUCCAGCCCAAGCAAUACCAGGCUCUAGGAGGAGGAGCUAACACUGUGGCUCAUGGUUACACCAAAGGAAGUGGUCUUGGAGCUGAGAUUAUUGGCACAUUUGUCCUUGUAUACACAGUCUUCUCAGCAACUGACGCCAAGAGAAACGCUCGUGACUCUCAUGUCCCUAUUCUUGCACCACUCCCAAUCGGGUUUGCGGUUUUCUUGGUUCACUUGGCAACCAUCCCAAUCACUGGCACAGGCAUCAACCCAGCUAGAAGCCUUGGAGCUGCAAUCAUUUACAACAAAGACCAUUCAUGGGAUGACCACUGGGUGUUUUGGGUUGGACCCUUCAUUGGAGCUGCACUUGCUGCUCUUUACCAUGUGGUUGUCAUCAGAGCCAUCCCUUUCAAAUCCAGAAGCUAAGUUAAAACCAGACAUCAUCAAGUCUCCUGGUUUCUUGUCCUUAGUUGCUUCUAUUGUUGAUCUCCAUGUAUGUGUGAAAUGUGUUUAUCUAUGUGCCCACUUAAUGCAAUCUUUGUAAACAAGGAAGAAAUUCCCAAAAGGGAUUUAUUUGCAAAUUGUGAAUCUGUUUAUUACAAAUUUACAAUCAAAGAUGUUUAACAUG